UGAUUCAAUUGUGUCAUUACGCUGCAAAUGUAGUUCUACAACCAUCUUCGCAACUGUCACACUAAAUAAGGUUUUGAUGAUCUCUUAAGUUAUCCAGAGAAUACUCAAAAGAUAUAUCGAAUAAACAAAUAUAGUAAACAUACACAUCAAGUCUUGUUUUUAUCAACAAUAUAAGAAUUUACGAUUAUUGCGCAUUGCUUUUUUUUGCACAUCAACAACAUGGCGGGAGAAUUCUUAUUUUAAGUUUCUUGAGAUCAACAUACCAAGAUAUUUCACACAAGACAGUCAGGUUGCUGCAAAAAGAAACAUACCGUUUUGAUAGUACUUUCUGAUUUUUUUUUUGCUGUCCACCAUGGCCAGCAAUGGUUGUUGCUAUUUGGAUGGUUGCAGUGAUGCAGCUAAUGAAGAAUUUAACUCUAACAGUGAUGGAUUAAAUGUUUCUCUGUCUCCUGUUGCUUCUUCAACUAACAUGUCUUCUGAUGGAACAACAGUUAGUGUUACUAAGCAACUGUGUAACGGAGAAACAAGUUUGGAUAAAAAGAUACACGAUACCGAUGGUGACAUGGAUAUGGAAUAUCAUUUUAAGGCUAUUACCAACAACUAUACCAACAACAUUGAUAAUAAUACCCCAGUCUCUAGUGCUGUAAUUACUCCAAGCACAUCUGAUACAGAUACCAUUACAAAUAGCAGUAUGAGUAGUGGCAGCAGCAGUCCUGUAAACUUCAAGUCAAAUGAUGACAGCAACAACAACAAGAAUUCUAACAAUAAAAGGAAAUUGAUGUUUUCUGUUGGUCAGGAUGUUCUUGCCAGAUGGAAUGAUGGUCUUUUCUAUUUAGGCAAUAUUUUAAAGGUAGAUGACAAAGCUUGUAAAUGUUUUAUCCGUUUUGAAGAUGAUUCUGAAUUUUUGGUUAUGUUUAAAGAUAUUCAAAGAGGAGCUAAAGAAGGAGAAAUAAUGUGUUGUUCAUGUCUAGGUGAAUCUUCAGAUGCUCCAGAUGAAAUAGUUCUCUGUGAUAAUUGUGGAUUAGGGUACCAUCAACUUUGCCACAACCCUGCCAUUGAUACUCAGGUCUUAAAUCCUGAAGUGGAAUGGCUUUGCCGUUUGUGUGUCUUUGCUACAACAGUAAAACGUGGAGGUGCUUUAAAGAGUGGACCUAACGCACAGGCUCUGCAAAUGAUGAAACAAUCUCUACCUUAUAAUCUGAAUGAGUUAACAUGGGAUGCUCAGCAUAAAACCAAUCUUGAGCAGAGUUAUUGCUAUUGUGGUGGCCCAGGCAUUUGGUAUAUUAAGAUGCUUCAGUGUUGUCGCUGCCGAAUGUGGUUUCAUGAAGCUUGUAUCCAGUGUCUCGAUCAGCCUUUGUUGUAUGGUGAUAGAUUCUAUAUGUUUGUGUGCUCCUUCUGCAAUUCUGGACCAGAAUAUCUGAAACGUAUUCCAUUAAAAUGGAUUGAUGUUGCUCAGUUGGCCUUGUUCAAUUUGUAUAUUGUUCACCAGAAAAAAUACUAUGAUUUAGAUAAAGUAAUAAUGCCUUGGGUCUAUAUGAAUUGGCAGAACCUGCAACUGGACUCGCUGGGAACACAUCUACGAAGUGAAGAGAAAGAAAAAAUGCUGGAAACUUUAAGGAGUCAUAAGAAAAGAUUUCAAUGUGGCCGUGAAAUAAAGAAAAGCCGAAGUUUGUGGGCACUACGUCUACGUCUACCUCCAACUCCACCAGCUAUUGAUUUUCCAAUUAAUGGCCAAAUUACUGAUGAUGUGAUGAACAAUCUACAAAUGAAAAGGCGAAAAACAAAAAUGAAUGCAUCCAAGUCUCAAAAUUCCAUCGUCAGUUCUUCUACAGACUCUAUAAGGAUAGAUAAAUCACCUGUUUAUAACAGCUCUCUUAGGUCCACUGGCCUGAACAGUUUUGAGAGAGCUUCAAGGGCUGUGAUGAAGAGUAGUGAACUUCCAGCUGACAUCUGUCACUCACCUCUCCAGUUAAAAAGAAAGACUAGUUCAGAUUUAGAUGAGUUACUUCUCAAGAGAAAAAAGACUGUUGUGAAUGGAAAUAAAGAAAGCUAUCGCAGAAGAAAUAAUAUAAAACGUUGCACAUUGGAUACUAUUAUACCACCACUUUCCAAUUUUGAUGGAAUUAAUCACCCUUUUAGAACUGAUUUAGAGCAAAAGAUGGAAAAAGAAAGACUAAAAUUGAAAGAAAAAAUUUUGAACUUUUACCAAAGUGAUUUUGACCAAGAAAAGAUUGAAGAAUUAACCAAAGAACUAGAAGCAUUUAGUCAACAGAAACAACCAUUGAAACAAAAAGGAAGAAGAAAAAUGAACAGCUUAAAAUGUAAACCAUCUCCACCAGCUUCCUCACGAAACCGAGGUAACUCAGUCUACACAGCCAAUGAUGAUAGCCUUUCAAAGAACAACCUCAAGCAGAUGUCCUCUUCAGUCAGUGAUUAUAUCAGUGUAGUGAAUAAAUUUGCCAAAAAAGAAACAUUUCAUGUGUUGGCACGCCGUUUUAUUCAGCAGGGCCAAGUCCAGUAUCUAAUUCAGUGGGAUGGUGUGCUUUCCUGAAAAGUUUGCUUUUCUAAUUUGUGUAUGAGAACUCUGUAAAUGCAUUUAAGGAAAAUUCAACUAUAUUGGCUCUUGUUAUGUAAUGCUAUUUUACUCAUCACCCAACAUGUAAACAUUGUGACACUUUAUGGUUUGAUUUGCUCAACUCAUAAAAAUUCAAAUUUAGUUUUUUUUUUUUUUUUUACAUUGCCAAUAUGAACUCUCCCAAAGAGUAAUCUGUUUUAGUUACAACAAUAAGAAAGCCUCUAUAUGGUCACUCAAACUGUAAGAAAUAGCCAAAUCUCCCUUAAAUUACAGCCUACUAUCUUACAAAGAAAAAAAUGAGGACACAUUGGAUAAUAUAGUCUUAUUUUUGCUAUAUCCAGAAAACAAAAUGGGUGGUCACAGUUGGAAUGCCAUUGACUGUAGGUUUGCUUAAAGAAAGCUGAUGUGGGGCUCAACAACAUCCAUCCAUGUGGAAAAAAAUGGAGCUAUAUAAAUGUUUACUGACGUUUAAAAAUGUUCUUAUAUUGAACUGAUUAUUUGCUAUCAUCACUGCUAAUUAUGUCAUGGGACUACGUUUUUUUCUUUUUCCAACAUCUAAUGUUAAAAUCUAAUUGUUAUUUUUAAUAUUCUUGUUCUUUUUAAAUGACUGGUGGUUUAUUUUUUUAUAUGCAUUUAUGAAUCAGAGUUUUAAAAAUAUAAAUAUACAAUUCUACUGUCAUUUAAAAUGGUUGACCAUCAAAUUCAGUAUAUUUUAUUAAUAAUGUUUCAAGAAAUAAACAAAAAAUUAUUAUCCAUGUGAA
Molecule: messenger RNA, 3336 nt
Organism: Octopus bimaculoides (California two-spot octopus)
Lineage: Eukaryota; Metazoa; Mollusca; Cephalopoda; Octopoda; Octopodidae
Product: metal-response element-binding transcription factor 2
Biological process (GO): positive regulation of DNA-templated transcription; negative regulation of gene expression, epigenetic
Cellular component (GO): Set1C/COMPASS complex; nucleus
Molecular function (GO): DNA binding; chromatin binding
Source: RefSeq, a predicted model, not a curated record